AUGCCUGCAACACUAGUGGAAAUUCCUCGGCCACCCGAGCUGGGUAAUGGGAUCAUUCCUACCUCGAUCAAGAUUAAUGAAGCUUCUCUAAAACAAUCAGCAAACGGAACCCAUCAAACCAACAGCGAGACAAGUACGCCAUCAAAGAACAUUUCACAGAGCAAUGGCGCGGCACACAACAGCACUGGUCAUUUCACAACUGUGGAUGACCUGAUCAGAGACAGGGCAGCCAGCAUCCCAGAUACGCCGCUCAUCACAUACCCCAACUCCCGUACGAGAUGCGCCGACUGGGUCGAGUACACGGCGCGCGACCUUGACGUCUAUGCCGACGAGGCGGCCAAGGAGCUGACUAGACUUGGUCUCAUUCCCAAGCACAGAAAAAGCUCCAAGAGCGAGGUUGUGGCUCUUUUGGGUCAUUCUGAUCUGGACUACGCCAUUUCCAUGCUCGCUCUCACGCGCAUGGGGUUUGGAGUGCUUUUCCUCUCGACCAGAUUAGCAACUGAGGCAUACGCUUCGUUGCUCGACAAAACCGAGUGUACCCGCAUGCUGACGACGUCAAGGUUUGCCGACACAGUCCAGGUAAUCCGUGAAGCUGGGCGUGAGCUUCGGACUUGGGAUAUUGUGGAAAAAUCAAUAUACUCACGUGAGCCAACUGGAGAGCGGUUCCAAAAGCAGACGGAAAUCGAGGACCAAGAAAACGCAGUCGCGUUUAUUGUGCACUCCUCAGGCAGCACUGGACUGCCAAAGCCAAUCUUCCAGUCCCACCGCGCAUGCCUGGGCAACUAUGCUCUCGGAAGCGGCAUGCGGGCGUUUGUCACACUGCCACUAUUCCACAACAGCGGGUUGGCCAACACGUUUCGUUCCAUCGUGGCCAGAAAGUGCAUGGCCAUGUACAACGCCUCCAUCCCCAUGACGAGCGCCAGCCUGGUCGAGGGCCUCAACCACAUCAAGCCCGAGACCUUUAACUGUGUUCCCUACGUCCUCAAGAUCCUCUCCGAAACAGCCCAAGGCCUCGCCGCCCUCGCCCGCUGCAAGAUCGUCGUCUAUGCUGGGGCCGGGUGCCCAGACGACCUGGGAGACCUGCUGGUGGAAAAGGGCGUCAACCUCGUGUCGCACUACGGGCAGACCGAGAUGGGCCAGUUGAUGAUGUCGACACGCCCGCCCGGUGACAAUGCCUGGAACUACGUGCGGCCGCUGCCCAACACCAAGCCUUUUAUCCACAUGGAACCACUCGGGGACGGGCAGUACGAGUGCGUGGUGCUCGACGGGCUCGAGACAAAGGUCAUGUCCAACAGCGACGAGCCGGCGCCCAACUCGUACCGCACCCGCGACACCUUUGUGCCACACCCUACCAUCCCGGAUGCGUGGAAGCACGUCGGUCGGCUGGAUGACCGCCUCACCCUCGUCAAUGGCGAAAAGGUCCUGCCCAUCCCGAUGGAGGGAACCAUAUCGCAGAGCGAGUUGAUCCACCAGUGCUUGAUCUUUGGCGUCGGGAGGGCAUUUCCAGGGCUGCUGGUCGUCAAGAGCGACAAGGUACCGACCGAGUGGACGCGGGACCAAUACCUGGAUGCCAUCUGGCCUAGUAUACAGUUGGCAAACGACAACGCCGAGAAGUUUGCCCAGAUCGACAGGGACAUGGUCGAGGUUCUGGAGGCGGAUGCAGACUACCCCCGGACGGACAAGGGGACCAUCAUCCGCGCCGCGUCGUACAAGCGGUUUGCGGAUCUGAUUGACGCUGUGUACACCAGGUUUGAAGGUGGUGCUGCCGGAUCAGUUGGUGCCGAGGCAGGUAGUGAAAACAACCCGCAGAAUAUGAACAUGGAGGGUUACAAGAACUACCUAAACGCCCUGUUCCGAGAUCGAAUGGGCUUCAAAUCACUCGAACUCGACACGGACUUCUUCAGCGUCGGAAUGGACAGCCUACAGACCAUCAUAGCACGGAGUCACAUGAUGCGGCAGCUCGACCUCGGCGGCGCCGUGCUGGGGCAGAACGUCGUUUUUGAACACCCAACCAUCAACCAGCUGGCCGAGCACCUGUCCGCCGUGGCAACUUGCAUGUCACACCCCACAACGUCACCCACCACAGCCGCAGACGAAGAACCCUCUACAAUAAUGUACGACCUGGUCGCCAAAUACGGCAAAUUCGACCCCUUCGUCCCGGGCGACAAAACCCCAGAAGCCGACGUCAUCCUCCUCACCGGUGCCACGGGGUCCCUAGGCGCACACAUCCUCGCCCAGCUCCUCCCGCUCCCCCACGUCCGCCACGUAUACUGCCUAGUCCGCGCCCCGGACGCAGCAGCCGCCACGGCACGGGUCUUCACCGCACUGUCGGACCGCGGGCUCGGCGACUCCCUCACCCCCACCCUCUCAUCCAAAGUCACCUCCCUACCGUCCGACCUAUCCCGUCCAGACCUGGGCCUAUCCCCCGGCGUGCUGUGCGACCUGCGCGCCACGCUGACAGGGGUAAUCCACUCGGCCUGGGCCGUCAACUUCAACCUGGGCGUGUCGUCGUUCGCGUCGACGCACAUCGCCGGCGUGCAGAACCUCCUCAACCUAGCCCUUUCAGUCCCCUUCCGCCACCCGGCCCGCUUCGCGUUCAUCUCGUCCGUCUCAGCCGCGAGCGGAACACCACUCCCGGCAAGAAUCACCGAGCGGUACGUGGCGGACCCGCGGCACGCGCAGGAGAUGGGGUACGCGAGGUCCAAGUGGGUGGCGGAGCACGUGGUGCGACGUGCGGCGGAGGAGGCGGGCGGCGGAGCGGCGUUCCGGGUGCUCAGGACGGGGCAGGUGGUGGGCGACAGUAAAGAGGGCAAGUGGAAUCCGACCGAGGCGAUCCCGCUCAUGCUCAGGGCUGCCGAGACGAUGGGGGCGCUGCCGAGGUUGGACGAGAGGCCGAGUUGGAUCCCCGUUGAUGUGUGCGCGCAGGCGGUUGUUGAGCUGAGUGGGGCGGGGAGGCCGUCUGGACAUGCGGCGCCGGCGGGAGAGGCGGCGGAGGAUGGCGCCCAUGUCGUAUACCACGUCCUCAACCCGCGGACGUUCUCGUGGGUGGAUGAGCUGCUGCCGGCGCUGCGGCGGCCGGACUGCGGGUUGGAGUUUGAGGAGGUUGGGCAGCGCGAGUGGGUGGCGCGGCUGCGUGCUGCGGCCGAGGAGGGUGGCGAGGAGGCGGCCGGGAAGAAUCCGACGGUGAAGCUACUGGAUUUCUUCUCGUCCAAGUAUGACAAUGAGAAACCCGGGCGGAGCGGGCUGGUCUUUGAGACGGAGAAGACCGAGGGCAGGAGUCUGGCUAUCCGUGGAGGGUUUGAUGUUAUUGGAAGCGGGCUGAUGAGCAAGUGUGUGGGAUCUUGGAGAAGCAAGGACUGGAAAUGA
Messenger RNA from Pyricularia grisea, 3366 nucleotides. RefSeq lists its product as uncharacterized. The transcript has 2 exons. Bases 1 to 3366 code for a protein of 1121 amino acids. The record is from RefSeq and is a predicted model, not a curated record. Gene Ontology annotation, molecular function: phosphopantetheine binding. NCBI's taxonomy places the organism in Eukaryota, Fungi, Ascomycota, Sordariomycetes, Magnaporthales, Pyriculariaceae.